UUAGUUUUUAGUUUUUUUCCUCAAGUAGAUUUUAUAUUUUUCUCUGAAGCUCAAGGAAACCAUCAAUCCAUGGAGAAAAAAGAAAGCUCAAAGUUGAAUAUCGCAAUAAUUCAUCCGGAUCUCGGAAUCGGUGGAGCGGAGAGAUUAAUUGUAGACGCUGCUGUAGAACUUGCAACACGUGGGCACAAUGUUCAUGUCUUCACAUCGCACCAUGAAAAAUCUCGCUGUUUUGAGGAGACUGUUUCUGGUAUCUUUCCGGUUACAGUCUAUGGUGCCUUCCUACCGCGGCAUGUUUUCUAUUGUCUUCACGCAGUGUGUGCAUAUCUUCGGUGUAUUUUUGUUGCGCUUUGUGUAUUGUUUAUGCAUCCUACUUUUGAUAUUAUACUCACAGAUCAGGUCUCUGUUGUCGUUCCACUCAUGAAGUUGAAAAAGUCAUCAAAGGUCGUAUUCUAUUGCCAUUUUCCAGAUCUUUUGCUUGCUCAACACACAACUGUUCUGCGGAAAAUAUAUCGGAAACCUAUAGACUAUAUAGAAGAAAUAACGACAGGUAUGGCGGAUUUAAUUCUUGUUAACAGCAGAUUCACCGCAUCUACUUUUGCAAAGACUUUCAAGCAUCUACAUGCACGAGGAAUAAGACCUUCUGUUCUUUACCCUGCCGUCAAUGUGGAUCAGUUCGAGAAACCUACUACUAACAAGUUGAAUUUUCUGUCCAUCAAUCGGUUUGAAAGGAAAAAAAACAUAGAGUUAGCUAUAUCUGCCUUCGCUAUGCUUUACACUGAUCCACGGAAUAUCAUACAUGGUGACAAUAAAAAUGGAGUUUCCUUGAUUAUUGCGGGUGGUUUUGAUAAACGGCUCAGAGAGAAUGUUGAGUAUUUGGAGGAACUGAAAAACUUGGCAGACAGAGAAGGCGUGUCUCACCUGGUCAGGUUCAUCACAUCCUGUACUACUACUGAAAGAAAUACUCUUCUGUCUGAAUGCCUAUGUGUUCUUUAUACACCUAAGGAUGAACAUUUUGGCAUUGUUCCUUUGGAAGCAAUGGCAGCCCAUAAACCCGUUAUUGCAUGCAACAGUGGUGGUCCAGUUGAGACUGUAAAGAACGGAGUGACGGGCUUUCUAUGUGAUCCUUGCCCUCAAGAGUUCUCUACGGCUAUGGCCAAUUUUAUUCGUGAUCCUCAAAUGUCGGAGACAAUGGGCGGAGAAGCACGAAAGCAUGUAACAGAGUCGUUCUCUACCAAGAUAUUCAGCCAGCACCUGAAUGGAUAUCUCAUCGAUGUAGCUAGAAGAAAGAGAGAAUGAAUAAGCCAUUAACUAAGAAGAUACGUGCUUUCAUUCCCAAUCACCUUCCCAACCACUGGAAAUUAUGAGAUUCGUUUUACUAUAGAAUUCUCAAUGUUGAUAAGAUGUUAGAAAUUUACUAUGAUCCAACUGAGCUUAGAAAUUUUCAAUGAUCCAACUGAGCUUUUUGCCGGUUUGCUUGAAAGCCCUUUAAUUUCUGGCUCACAUUAGACAGAUGCAGCUGCUCAAAUGUCCAUUUAAUAUGUAGAAUUUGAACAAGAUUUUAAAAACAUCAUCAUUAACUAA
Molecule: messenger RNA, 1581 nt
Organism: Olea europaea var. sylvestris
Lineage: Eukaryota; Viridiplantae; Streptophyta; Magnoliopsida; Lamiales; Oleaceae
Product: alpha-1,3/1,6-mannosyltransferase ALG2-like
Exons: 8
Coding region: 70-1296 (408 amino acids)
Molecular function (GO): alpha-1,3-mannosyltransferase activity; GDP-Man:Man(1)GlcNAc(2)-PP-Dol alpha-1,3-mannosyltransferase activity
Source: RefSeq, a predicted model, not a curated record